AUGGCUUCACCGGCAAAGGAUAAGAGCUUGCAGGACCAGCUCCAACUACUAGACAUAAGCAGCUGCGAGUUCCGCAGCGGUGAGGUGCCGGAUCCAGGCGGCGGCGAUGGCGACGACGGAGCCAAGUCACAGCUUCAACGCACUGAAACGCCUAAGAAGUGUGCCCAUCAGUCGUCAUCAUCCUCCGGCAAUACCGUUCGAAAAAUGCCCCUCAGUGGAACUCCAACCGCGACUGUUCUCGCCGGCAACUUGUACUCUAACUCCCGAAACGACAAAGACCUCCGGAAAACAGCGAAUGAUUCCAGCACCAAGAGCUCUGAGCGUAACACCACGCUCGCGUACCUGCCAGGAUCAGUUGCGCGUGGCGCACAGCACUUUCCUGCCGCUGAGUGUGCUGCGACGACGACGGCGGCGGCGGCGCCGGCGGCAGCCGUCGCCUCCGUCGGCAGCCCCGAACAUGGAUGCGGCGCUUGUGCCGAUGUGCACAUCGCGCCGGCACACAGCGCCCAGGGAUUCGCCGCCAAGGGCGGCCAGCUGCGCGCACCUUUAGAGAGCGUGGAUGCGGCGGCCAUGGCGGAGGAGCUUCAGUAG
Molecule: messenger RNA, 591 nt
Organism: Volvox carteri f. nagariensis
Lineage: Eukaryota; Viridiplantae; Chlorophyta; Chlorophyceae; Chlamydomonadales; Volvocaceae
Exons: 2
Coding region: 1-591 (196 amino acids)
Source: RefSeq, a predicted model, not a curated record